AUGGUAGGCAGUUUGAUAUACGCGGCGAUAGCUACUCGUCCAGACAUAGCCUACGCAGUGGCAGCAUUGGCUAAAUUCAACUCAUCACCGACCGAGGCACAUCUAACAGCGGUCAAGCGCGUUUUUCGGUAUUUGAAAGGAACUGCUCAGCUACGCCUGCAGUACCAAGAAACCGAUGCUAAUGUAGAGGGAUACUCUGACGCAGAUUGGGCUUCUGACUCAGAUGAUCGACGAUCACUAUCCAAAGGACAAUUUGAGUAUCUGCGAUGUACGUUGGGACUGAUACAAGGACAUAUUGAGUGA
Messenger RNA from Paramuricea clavata, 303 nucleotides. The record is from the annotation of a GenBank genome assembly. Lineage: Eukaryota; Metazoa; Cnidaria; Anthozoa; Malacalcyonacea; Plexauridae.